This is a messenger RNA of Passer domesticus (house sparrow), 2091 nucleotides long. It is a transcript of the gene PHF11, whose product is annotated as PHD finger protein 11. The coding region runs from base 110 to 1219 and encodes 369 amino acids. Lineage: Eukaryota; Metazoa; Chordata; Aves; Passeriformes; Passeridae. The transcript has 11 exons. Gene Ontology annotation, cellular component: nucleus. The record is from RefSeq and is a predicted model, not a curated record.
UUUUUCCAUCCUUUGUUGACUCACAGACUCACACAUGGCAGCAGUAGGUUAAGAAAACACUAUGAGGGAUUGCCCUCCUCCACAUAAAAGCAGUUUCACACCUUAGAGCAUGACGUGCCAUGCUGCUCUGGGAUCUGUUGUUGGAGCAGAUAUUUCAAGCCAGCUUGAAAACUCCUGUAUUAUCCCUUAUGACUUGGUAGUGACUUUCCAAGAGGAGAUAAACCACUCUUUCUCCUGCUUAAUUGCUGGAGCUCCUGGGAUCUGGUUUCCAUCCCACUGCUGUGCCAAGUGCAGGCUUUGCCUGUUCUACUGGUGUUUGUUACUGGAGGAGCAAAGCACCAAGGGUCAGGGGAUUUUUCCUGCCCUAGGUGCUUUCUGGAUAAUGGCGAAGAUGGUGAGAACAACAUGUGCGUUUUGUUCAGAAGGGGAGGCUGGCUCUGUCAUGUAUAUCGCCACAGAGAGAAAUAUUGCAGCUCAUCAGGACUGUCUGUUAUUUUCCUCAGGAUUUGUGGAAUCUGAAGAUCAUAACCCAGAAAAUCUGGAAAUAAGGUUUGAUGUGUCAUCAGUGUUAAAGGAGCUCAGGAGAGGAAAGCGGCUGGUGUGCAACUUCUGCCGCAAGAAGGGGGCCACGGUGGGCUGCGAGGAGCGCGCGUGCCGCAGGAGCUACCACUUCUUCUGCGCGCUCUGCGACGACGCGGCCGUGGAGACCGACGAGGUCAACGGCGUCUACAGAGUGUUCUGCCCAAAACAUGACCCAGGGAAUAGGACCAAUCACUAUGGUGCACCUAAAAAGAAAAGAAGACGUACACUGGCAUCUCCCACCAUCACAGAAGAAAUGAGUACAGAAGAGACAGCAGAAGAAAACAGUUUACGAAUAGUAAAAAGGAAAAACAACAGGCAUAAAGUUCGAAUAGACUUCGUUAGGAAGUGCAAACAAGCUGGGCUUCUGGAUGACAUCUUUGAAGAAAUGCUGGACACACUUCACCUGGCUCAGGAAAAACUGAUGAAUGACAACACUUCAGAAACAGAGUAUGAAGAGACAGUGAUGGCACUGUUUGACUGUGGACUGUUUGAAAAUAUACUCACAAAUAUUUAUUCAGGGAAAUGGAAGGAGCAGAGGGAAGCAGAAAUGCAGUCAAGCAGGGCUUUGCAAAUAAGGAACAGAAGAAAAAAUCCAGAAACUUCUAGAAAGCAGAAAAAGACUGGAUCACAAGAUUGAGGUACUGCAGGACUUAAAAGAAAUCAUCCUUCCUACUCCAGAGAACAGGGCCAGUACAUCCAGUACGGUGUCUGAAUAACCUCUCUGUGAUGGUGCAAUUGUUAGGAUUUUCUAAUGCUAAAAACCAUAGACAAGUCUGGUCAGUGCCCAAUGCCCCAGCCCCAAGAUGAGGGCUGAAUGAGGCAAGAACGUGGUGUUACACUAAUUUUUAUACCUCACUGCUGCAAUAAUUUUAAGUCCUUCAAGUUUUCAAAUUUUCGUAUUCAGAUUUUUCCUGGUUCCACUAUAAACUUCCAUUUAUAUUGCACAAUGGAACAUAAAUGCCUGUUAUUAACUAAAUAUAGCUUUUACAAAAACUCAACAGAACCCUCGAGGGAAGACUUUUUUUCUCAAAGCCAGGGAGUGUUCAGCUGCCACAGAACAGUUGCUAAAUUCCUUGAACUGUGGGAGCCCUCUCCUGGCUGGGCAGUAGCUGCCACCUGCCUUCAACCAGACAGUGAUGGUUGAAGGAUCACAGUGCUGCUUUGGCUUUCCCAAAAAAGAUAAAUGAGCAGAACUUGCACUCAAAGAAGUCUUCUGGCUUACAAACAGGAGCUUCAUUUAAAAAGCCAAAUUAUUCUUUAUUGACUGGUUGAGGUGUACUGUUUCUGCUGCAAUGGCAGUGGAAAAGCAGCGUUUGCAGGCAGACCAGAAAGGGUUGGGCAUUAUAGUAAACACAAGUACUGUCAAAUAGAGAAAACAGUGACUGGAUCUUCCUUUCUCCAUCAAGGAAGGGUUCAAUUUCAUGUGUUUUGUCUUUAAAAUAUUGUUUGAAUACAGAAAAGCAUUGUUUAGCCACAACAGGCUAAUAAAAUAAAACAUUUUUUAAAGGA